Cynoglossus semilaevis (tongue sole) is the source of this 2101-nucleotide messenger RNA. RefSeq lists its product as uncharacterized. The transcript is spliced from 3 exons. The record is from RefSeq and is a predicted model, not a curated record. Lineage: Eukaryota; Metazoa; Chordata; Actinopteri; Pleuronectiformes; Cynoglossidae. The coding region runs from base 193 to 516 and encodes 107 amino acids.
CCACCCCGGUACAUCACCCAGACCUCCCCUUCCCAGAUACUCAGCUUCUUGCUCUGCCACUAAUGUUCCUAUGAGGAAACUGGGCAGAAGACAGAGCAGGAGAGAGAAGGCACAGAUUCUCACUCUUCUCUUUAAAGAAUCUUAGGAAAUAUCUCUUUCCUUUUUUUCACACGGUCAUCAGCCGUCCACCAGAUGUCUCCGCUCACGAUGGUCCGACCUCUGACCUCCUCCACUGGACUCCUCCUUCUGAUCCUGAUUGGAAAUGCUGCAGCAGGUCCUGAGCCUGACUUGCGGCCCCGGGCGGUGCGUUCAAGUGUGUGUCAAGAGCACACAAAUCUUCACAACCGGCUGGAUGUGGUGGAGAAGAAUGUGGAGAACACUGUUAAAACAUUGGAGGUUGAGCUGGCUGCUCUUCUGGAAGCCGUAGAAGCUCCAAAGUGGCGCCCUCUAUUGGAAAAUGCUGGGAAGAGAGAAGUGGACAUCCUGGAUGAACCACAGGAGAGGGCCCAGAACUGAAGUGAUCAAUACUCCGUAGAUAAAGGGACUCAUCAGGGUGUGUGACUUGGACGGUGGAUAUUUUGUUUUUAUUUCUGUGAUUCACAAGCUGCAAGAAAAAUGCAUUUCUGUAUCAAAAUAAUGUUUUUAUGGAACAAAGAAUACAUUUCUGUCUAAAGCUGUGUUUUUUAUAUUACACUUUUAUAAAGGCCAAUUGCACAAUAAGUGAAUUAUUUGUCAUUAUGACACAACCAAAUGUGACCUUUGCUUUUAACCCAUCACCAAAGUCAGCAGGGGGCAGUGUGAGCGGACGGUGCCAUGCUAACUUGGCAGCUGGUGGACUCGAACCUGAAACCUUCCCAAGUCUGCUUCCUCAAACCAAGCCAACACUGCCCAAUAAUAUCUAAUUUACUGUAGCUCAUGGUUGCCUCCUGCUGUUCACCGAUGCACCAUGCAUGUCUUUGAAGCUUCCAGGUAACUAGGUAGUUUUAUUUUCUUUAAAGAAGGUCACAGUUGGGCAACUGGACUGGCUAAGGGUUCUUGAUGGUUCUACUCUUUUUGAAGAGGCCUCUUCAGAACAGGACUGAAGAACUCUCCUGGAUGAAAGGUUUGGAGAGUCCAGACUUCAAGCCCUGAGACAGUGGUGCACUACUAAACUACAGUCUGAGUGAAACAACUCCCACACACACGCCCAUAUAAAAUUACUGGAAGGAUUUUUAUUCCUUUUACAAAGCGGUUGAAGCAGCAUGUUUUAAACAUACAGAACAUUUUCAGUUGGUACAGGGACAAGGCUUUUCACAGGAUUCCCUGUAAAAUUUCAAAUCCUACAGCACAGCAACGUUAUGCAACUAUAGGAUCACAAGGCAGGAGAGAGUGAAAUGAAUCACACGGGUCUCCGAUGAGUUUCUCUCGGCAGAGUUUCAAGCCGUGUCUACAGAGGCUCCAUAUCUACACGAUGGUCUGGCGUGAGAGCGUCCAUCAGAGGAGACAUGCUGACGCUGGCCAAACACUAGCACAAACGCCUUUUGUUAAUUAACACCUAACAGCAUUCAGAACAUGAACACAUUAAAACAGGAAGGUUUGCAGGCAUAGUCCAAACAGUACUGAUCAUUGAUAUCAAAGAACCAAAAUGAUAGAUUAUCUAUGUACAGAUGAUCUUACGGCACCGUUCCAAACCUAAGUCUGAUGGUGUGUGUGGUCUUAGAAAUAAAUGAGGCGUCCUUAGACACAUUCAUUGUUCUUUGAAAGCAGCAAAAAAAAGCCCCGACAAGUGGUUCAAUUUUUUUUAAAUGUUCUGCCUGCGCUGCACAGAACAUAUUGCGACUGAGCUUCACACACACCAGCCUGGACGACUCACACAGCCGGGGUAGGAGUCAGUACGGGCGACCUAAAGACUAAUUCAGGAAGCCAUAUCUUAAAAUAUCAUGCCACCCGUGUAUCACUGGGAAUAUAUGCUUUUGUACACUUUUAAUAUUACACGACUCACUGUCCAGAAACAGGGAGUAAUCCUCACUGAUAUACAGUACCGACUUGCACUGUCGAGUAUCGAGGUAUACUUUCCAGAAGCUUCCGCAUGCAUGAUUAACCAGUAAGGCUCAAGCUCAGA